Molecule: messenger RNA, 279 nt
Organism: Annulohypoxylon maeteangense
Lineage: Eukaryota; Fungi; Ascomycota; Sordariomycetes; Xylariales; Hypoxylaceae
Exons: 2
Coding region: 1-279 (92 amino acids)
Source: RefSeq, a predicted model, not a curated record
AUGAAGGCUACAUUCGCUGUCGUACUUGCCACCCUAGCGGCCUUCGCUGCCGCUGCCCCGUUAAACAUCAACCUUGGAGCUUAUUCGCCUGCCUUGGUGGUCGGUGAUGGUGCUAUCGGAUUCAACGGUGCCGAAGGAGAAGCCGCCAGGAAUGGUGCCGCAUUUGAUACCCCUGUUAUAACUUAUAACAGAUGGCGUAUCAUGAAUUUGAUGAUGCGCCAAAACAUUCGGGGCUUUAGUAUCACCAUCGAUAUCUAUAAUAAAGUACUUAUUGUCUAG